Molecule: messenger RNA, 1248 nt
Organism: Hevea brasiliensis (rubber tree)
Lineage: Eukaryota; Viridiplantae; Streptophyta; Magnoliopsida; Malpighiales; Euphorbiaceae
Exons: 6
Coding region: 135-989 (284 amino acids)
Source: RefSeq, a predicted model, not a curated record
UAUUGAAACUUUUUGAGCAUAGAAAAUUAAUUUUACCGAACACAAAGCUGGGGCAUGAAACAACGUCGUUUCAUUGUCUGGUAGAACAAACGUACAAAUGCAAAACCUAUGCUUCUCUUCUCCCAGCUGUAACAAUGGCGAUGAUGGGUGAAGAAGGGAAGAAGGGAGGAAAGGAAGGGAAUAAUUUGCUGGGCUCACCAACCUUCAUGGAGCUUGAAAAUGGAAGGUUCAAGUGCGUAGAGACGGGCCACGAGAUGCUAGCCAAAGACAAAGAAUCGUAUUCUCAGAGCAAACGGUGUCGUUUGGGUCUCAUCGACUUUGCUUUGGCUCACAAUAAGCCCCCUCUCAAUAUGUUCAAGCAAGAUCCUCUGUCCCGUUCAAAAUUGAUAUGUAAGCUCACAGGGGAUAAUGUGAAUAAGUCUGAGGAACAUAUCUGGAAGCACAUCAAUGGCAAACAGUUCCUUAAUAAAUUAGAGCAAAAGGAAAUGGGGAAAGUUGAGGAAAAGCAACAGGAAGAAUCAAAGUCUAGCAUGGAUGGUCAGAAGAAAAAGAAGAAGAAAAAGAAGGAAAACGAGAGAAAGCAGGUUGAGGAAAUCAUUUCUGAAGUAAGGAAUUCUUCUGAUAAGGACAGUGAUUCUGAAGAAGACGACUUCUGGAUGCCACCUGUGGGAGAUCGUUGGGACUUUGAUAAUGGAGGAGAUCGAUGGGGUUCUGGUGGGGAGUCAGGGCAGGAAAGUGAGGAAGAAAAUCAAGCAGAUGGUAAAGUUGAAGAAAAUGGCAGGGAGUCAGAAGAGCUUUCUAGGCGGACAAAAAGAAUGUCAAUUGAAAUUGGACCUGGCUGCUUUGCCUCUACGAAGAAGAAGAUUUCCUAUUCGAGCAUAGAUGUGAGCUGUGAUUAUAUACUAAGGAGAAAUGCAGGUUUGUGCUUCGAACCUGAAGCCAGAACUGGAUCAAGCAAUAAAACAUGGCGGCUUGGGAUAGACAAAUGAACUGCAGCAACAUUACAGGUAUGUAUAAAGAUUGUGUUUGAGAGUGCAAAAGGUUGAGGCAUGGGAUAGACAAAUGCUCCCCACGAACCUGUCAUCUGUUUUUGCCCUGUGUGGAAGAGGAUUUUACAGAUUUUGAUUCCUUGCUACAUGCUCUGAAUGCAGUCUCCAUGCUCUCCCCGCUUGUAUUAGGAAUUGUGUAAUUAUUAAGGAUUCUCAUAAAUUUUAUGUACUAUUUGUCAUAUCGUUGAAUUUGUUCUGA